This is a messenger RNA of Stereum hirsutum FP-91666 SS1, 4641 nucleotides long. RefSeq lists its product as uncharacterized. Gene Ontology annotation, molecular function: protein binding. The transcript is spliced from 27 exons. The coding region runs from base 1 to 4641 and encodes 1546 amino acids. Lineage: Eukaryota; Fungi; Basidiomycota; Agaricomycetes; Russulales; Stereaceae. The record is from RefSeq and is a predicted model, not a curated record.
AUGUCGACCGACUUCUUGUCGUAUCUCAAUAUUUUUGACCCGAGUCUUCUUCAAGACAAAGAAUCUUUAACAGUCGCUUUAGAGGUCCUCGAGGGCACUGUUGAUUCCGACACCGCGGAAGCUAUCAUCAAGCGAGCCGUCGAGGUGCCGCAUGCGCUUGAAUUCAUCUUCUCAGCAAUACCGGCCGACACUUCCAAAAUUCUCUCGUCGUGGAUACUGGACGGAUUUCCGGACAGUUUAGACGCCGUCUCUGCGGAUAAAUGGCACUUAUCCUUACUGUCUCGAUUGGCAAAAUUCUUAACCUUCUUGCCUUACCCAACCCGCGAUGAUGAGCCUCAGCAACUCCAUACAUGUUCACGCGCGGUCGACAUCGCACCUCCAGUCCUCAUCGAGCUCGAAGGCAUGCUUGCAGAUCCAAGCAUGCUAACGGGCGACGACGCAGGAACUCCCGUGUCUCCUUCAAAAAAGAAAAUACCUCCACGAGGUGAAAGGCGGUCCCAGGCAGCUCUCCGCGCCACCACCUUUCUUGAUCCCAAACCUUUUCAAGCUAUGGACGUCCAAAUCCCCACUUCCUUGACGGAGGCGGGGGCCCUGGCUGCACGUAUCCUUCUUGAUCAAAAGAAUAUUCUUGAGUACUUCAUUAUUGUUCUGCGUCGAUCCGCUCUCCGCUCUCUCAUCAAAAACGCAUAUUUAUCCCUUGGGAUAGUGGCGCCAUUGAGCAAUAACACCAGGUUCGAGACAGCUGCCUCGCCAUCACAGGAUCCUAUGAGUCCGUCAGAGCCUAUCCGCAACACUCAGCAGCUUCCGGAGACUGUUGUUCCCUUUCGGGCGAAAUUAUACGAAGAGAGUGCGAAGGGAUUGGGCGAGUGGAGAAUUUGGCUGUCUGGUCGUGCCGAAGAGGAUCUGCGGAAGAGGAAAAAGGCAGAUGCAAGCAACUUCGCCAUCAUUAUGAAGAAAUUGAGCGAGCUGUCUCACGGGAAAUUCUCUGAGACCAACAUGAAACGUAUCACAGGCCCUCAGACUCCCGUCCACAUCUACGAGGCCAGACUUCCUGGUGAUCCUAGGAUUGUGUACCAAGUCGAUUGUAUGCAGGAAUUUCAGUCAGAUAACGAGCAUCAAGUUCUUACAAUACACGGCAUCAUGAGCCACACGGAGAUAAGACGAAGCGUAUGGGAGCGGAUAGGGCGUCUCCUAGGCAGAAAAGGCAAAUCCUAUCAAGAACGAUGCCGAUACCGAAACCAUCCCCGCCACAUCGGGGAAGACAUCUAUUUACCGGCUGCUUUUGAUGGUAUACAUGAAGAGAACGCGGACGAGUUGAACGUUCUCGAGGAGGUUCUCGAUGAAGAGGAUCAAGCUCAAAUGCAGAGUUUGUUAGUUCAUGAGAAGGCGUCAUCAAAAGCAAGUCUAUCUACUUGUGAUCUUCAAUGCAUACUCAACAGCAGCUGUGCCACAGGUAUCCUUACCGACGGGCCCCUCGCCCAUGUUCACCGACUCUCCUCACAAGAGCAAGAAGUUGUGGAAUGGCCUUAUUCAUGCUACGUCCUAGGACGUAGUGGGACGGGCAAAACUACGACGAUGAUCUUUAAGAUGGUCGGUAUCGAGAAAGCGUGGUAUGAGUCAGACCGCCAGCUUCCUCGUCCAAGGCAGGUCUUCGUGACCAAGUCUCGCAUGCUAGCGGACAAGGUUGAGGACUAUCUCAUGAAACUUCUCUCCUCGACGAUCCCCACUGAAGGAAGUGGAGAUUAUGCUUCCGUUGCGAGAUGGAGGCGGCAAGGGCCGCGCGUUCGAGACAUGAUCAAUAUAGAAGAAGAUGACCAGUGGCGCGCAGAUUUACCUCGCAAGUUCAGCGAGCUAGGCGAAGAGCAUUUUCCUUUGGCAGUUCCGUUCGAUGUGUUAUGUGGAAUGGUCGAGGCCGAUCUCCUCGAAGACUCCGAAAAUGAGCCCAAACAACACUCUGACUCCCAUCGACGAAUGCUAUCGUAUGAAGUGUUCAAGACUCCUACAUUAGUUUAUAGCGAGAUCAUAGGUGUAAUAAAGGGCUCCGAAGUUACACUCAAGCUACCCGGACGUGCCAUGGACCGUCAAACGUACGAGGAACUUAGCCCUAGAAUGCAACCGACGUUCGCCAAUACUCGCUCCCGAUUGUACGACCUUUACCAGCAAUACUUGAAGCGAAAGCGUGAACUAGGAGAUCGUGAUCCCGCCGAAAGGCUUGUUCCUUCUCGCCGAGGCACUGAAUCAUUUUCUUACUUGCUUUCUAUUAUGGACAGAACUCACGACCUUCUCAGCUCCAUUCGAUCAAAACAAAUCCUGAGGAAAAAGGUCGACUAUCUGUAUGUUGAUGAAGUGCAGGACCUUCUAUUGAUCGACACACUUGGUAUGAUAUUCGUGGUUUUGCGUUGGUAUGAUGGGAAGAUAAUGACGAAGAACCAGUUCUACGCUGCAUCUGUCAAAACCCCUCCGGGUUAUUCUGGGCCGGAGACACCGCCCAAACGAUCUCUCUCGGAAGUGCCUUCCGCUUCAAUGACCUCACGGCAUUUCUUUAUCGCAUCGAGGCAGGAGGGGUCCCGAGCACGACAAACUCUUGCGAGGCCGGCGUUCAAGACACCCCAAUUCUUCCAGUUGCUGGUCAACUAUCGAUCACACGGAGGCAUUGUGGACUGCGCUCACUCGACCAUAGAGCUGAUCAAAGCCUUCUGGCCGUACUCCAUCGAUAUCCUUCGGCGCGAGAGAGGAACUGUCGCUGGCUCAAGGCCAAUAUUCCUGUCGGAGUGGACUGACUUACAAGAGCAAUCAUUUUUUCAGCCCGACUCCGAGGUGGAUACUCCUAUCGAACUGGGUGCUCAGCAAUGUAUUCUGGUUCGGAACAAUGAGGUAAGAGACAGGCUGAAAAGCCGGCUGGGAGACAUUGGUGCUAUAUUGUCACUCUACGAUAGCAAGGGCAUGGAAUACGACGACGUUAUUCUGUACAACUUCUUUGAGGACUCCUCAGUUGACCGUGCGCAGUGGCGAAGAGUCAUUCAUGAAGCCAUUUCAUGCGAUACGCGAGAUACCUUCGAAGUCGGGCAUGCCAAUGCUGGACUCUGCGUUGAGCUUAAAUUUUUAUACGUCGCCAUCACACGAGCCCGCAACCGUCUCGUCUUCAUGGACCGCUCACUCACGAGUGAACCUAUGAAGUCCUACUGGAAGCAUAAAAAUCUCGUCGACAUUCGUACCGGGGCUGACAGCGUACUGACGAAUUUUGCCAAAAGAUCAACGCCGGAAGAAUGGGCCAGUCGAGCUCGCCAGUAUUUCGAUUCUCAGCAGUACGACCUAGCCAAAGCUGCCUACCGACGCGCCCAAAUGCCACGGGAAGAGGGAAUAUCUUCAGCUUAUGCUCUCCAAGCUGAAGCAGGCUCCACCAUAAACAGCAAGCCGCGCGCUAUUGCUUUUACGUCGGCUGCAGAGGCUUUCAUAAGGUCUGUGGCUGAUCACGACAAUUCAAAGAAGGAGAGGGCAACUUUCUACGCUCAAGCAGGUAAUUGUUACAGUCAUGCCGACAAGCACAGUGAAGCUGCGGCUUCCUUUGUGAAAGCCUCGAUGUGGACGCAUGCGGUAGUGCAUUAUCAGAAAGCUCGCAUGCUUGACGAAGCGGUUUCGAUCGUCAUGGCUCACAAAGACGAGGUCGAGCACACCGUUGCCGACAAGGUGGUGAACACUGCGCGCUAUACAUAUCUGAGCCAAGAACGUCUCGAGGAAGCAAGGGGUUUAUUCGAUGCCGAUGAGGAGCAAGUCGAAUUCAUGGUUGAGCAUGAUUUCGGAGUGGCUCACGCCACAGUGCUCGAAUCUCGAGGUCAGUUAUUUGAAGCUGCAAAUUUGAGGCUACAAGAAGGGGACAUUAUGUACGCCAUCCGUCUCCUGGUCAAGGAUCGUCAGAGCUUAGCAUCGUGCGAACGAGCGGCCGCACUGGUGUUAGAGGAUUUGUGGCGUACACUGUCGUUUGCUACCGGCCGCACAGAACGCAACACACAGCGCCUCAAAACUCUCUUCGAGUCCAUUCAUGACUUGGGAAAGAGUAUGCUGACACCAGAACAACAGCAAGAGCUGGAUGUAUUCGAAGCUAUAUACACCUCCAACCAUCAAGCACUCGAAGGCCUUAUCAACUCCAUGAUUGGUCCUGAUCUUGAGUAUCCCAAGGCAUUGGCUCUUCUAGCUCUUGACCACCUCUUCGGAGACGUGACAUCCCUCCCUCUCACUACGCCCUUCUGGCUGAAUCGUCUCGACACCGUUAUGCGAUCCCUUCUCCCACAACAAGGCAAUAUAUCCCUGAUUCGCCUGGAUCUCAUUCCGGAGGGCGCCGCUGCAUUCCGUGGAGUAAAGCGAUGGGUUCUCGAUGUCCUUCAGAACCUCGAUCCUACUCGCCCUGGACUUCAGCGCGGGUUUUUGACAAACUUUUUCGAAGCCGCUACAAUAGGUCAGCUCGUCGACAAGCCCCGCAUCAAUGGCGUCCUUGGCCGCGUUUAUUGCGUCCACCAUUGCUAUCAUCCUGAUCUACGUUUACGAACCGUAAGAGGCGACGUCAACACUCUUCACGCCUUGGUAGAUUUUUUCAGGGCACAGGGGCCUUCAGACCUAGUGCGCGGUGCAUUGUUCCUGGAGUAG